AAUGAUGAUAAUGAUUAAUCAAACAAAACACAUAAUCAAUCUAAUCACAAUCGUAAUCCAUUGUCAUUAUCAUUAUUAUCAUUGUUGCAUAAGGUUAAUGAAAUUUUAUGUAAAUUGAUUUGUUUAAAAAUGUGUAAUGAAACAAAUGAUAAGAUUCGAUCAUCAUCACCAUCUUCUUUGAUGACAAUAAUGACAGCAAAAUCAAAUAAUAUAACAUUAUCAUUAUGUUUAUUCAUUUCCAUCAUAAUAUUUUCCUUUGGUAUUGCACAUGGGGAAAUAUGUCGUCAAAUAUUACCAAAUUCAUCAAAAAUAGAAGUAUUUGAAUGUCCACGUUUAUUUGAAUCCCGUAUUAAAUCGUGGUGUUGUCAAUCAAAUACAUUACAUCCAACUUGUUGUCCAUGGAAUGAACGUAUGCGUGAAGCUGAACCACAACGUUUAACAUUAUCAACAAUUAUUGUUAAUCUGUUAUGGAUUAUAUUUACAUGCAUUAUAAUAUUAUUUAUAUUAUAUUGUUGUUGUAUACAUAACAAAAAUCGUAAAUUUAAUCAACAACAACAACAACAAAAUAUUGAUUAUUGUCCUCAUCAUCUUCAUCAAUCACAUCAUCCGGAUCCAAGUUGUCCACCAGUUUCAUCAUUACAUAAUCAAAAUAAUAAUGUUAAUAAUGAUCAAACGAUACCGAUUCUGGACCCACCACCACCAUAUGAAUCAAUUGUCAAUAAUAAUAAUAAUAGCAGCAGCAGCAAUAACAACAACGAAUCUGCUGCUACGAUACCAUCAUCAACAUUUUUAACCAUUAAUACGAAUGUACCAUUUCAACAACAAUCAUCAAUUAUUGAUGAUAAUGGCCAAACAACAACAGCAACUAUUCAGGAACAUAAUCGACAAUCACCAUAUAAUCCUGAAUUUUUUAAAUAAAACUAAUAAACAUGAUACUCAUUCUUUUUUUCCCCAAUACAUUCCCUGCCAAAUAUUUUUGUCCCAUUCUUUUCUCUCGUCAGAAUCGAUCAUUUUUUUCAUUUAACUCAUCUUUUUUUUGCUUUAUUUUUUUUGAAAUUUCCCACCAUGAUUGGUAUGUUUAUAAAGAUGG
Molecule: messenger RNA, 1090 nt
Organism: Dermatophagoides pteronyssinus (European house dust mite)
Lineage: Eukaryota; Metazoa; Arthropoda; Arachnida; Sarcoptiformes; Pyroglyphidae
Source: RefSeq, a predicted model, not a curated record